Messenger RNA from Cebus imitator (Panamanian white-faced capuchin), 3034 nucleotides. It is a transcript of the gene POGLUT3, whose product is annotated as protein O-glucosyltransferase 3. The transcript has 8 exons. Gene Ontology annotation, molecular function: protein binding; glucosyltransferase activity. The record is from RefSeq and is a predicted model, not a curated record. Gene Ontology annotation, cellular component: endomembrane system. Bases 60 to 1580 code for a protein of 506 amino acids. Lineage: Eukaryota; Metazoa; Chordata; Mammalia; Primates; Cebidae.
GCGGCGCAAUCGGCCCCUCCUCGCCGCAGCGGAGCUGGACCGCAGCUGCCCCGCCGACCAUGCGCCGCCUCCCACGGGCCCUGCUGCUGCUGCGGCUCGCCCUGCUGGUGGCCGAGGGCGCCCCGGAGGCGCUGGUGAGCGCGCCGCGGAGCCUGGUGUGGGGGCCCGGGCUGCAGGCGGCCGUCGUCCUGCCGGUCCGCUAUUUCUACCUGCAGGCGGUCAACUCGGAGGGCCAGAACUUCACUCGCGCGCCCCCAGGUCAAACACCAUUCAAAGUAGUAGUCAAAUCUCUUUCACCUAAAGAGCUGGUCAGGAUUCAUGUCCCUAAACCUUUGGACAGGAAUGAUGGAACAUUUUUAAUGAGAUAUAGGAUGUAUGAAACUGCCAAUGAAGGGCUGAAGAUAGAGGUCCUUUAUGGUGAUGAACAUGUGGCUCAGUCUCCCUAUAUUUUGAAAGGACCAGUAUACCAUGAGUACUGUGAGUGUCCAGAAAAUCCUCAGGCCUGGCAGAAAACUCUUUCUUGUCCAACCAAAGAACCGCAGAUUGCAAAAGAUUUUGCUUCCUUUCCCAGCAUCAAUCUCCAGCAAAUGCUAAACGAAGUCCCCAAAAGGUUUGGGGAUGAGAGAGGUGCCGUUGUUCAUUACACAAUUCUCAAUAACCACAUUUACCGGAGAUCUUUAGGGAAAUACACGGACUUCAAAAUGUUCUCUGAUGAGAUUUUGUUAUCACUGACAAGAAAGGUCCUCCUCCCAGAUUUAGAAUUUUAUGUUAAUCUUGGAGAUUGGCCUUUGGAGCAUCGAAAAGUCAAUGGAACCCCCAGCCCCAUACCUAUCAUUUCAUGGUGCGGCUCUCUGGAUUCAAGAGAUAUUGUCCUUCCAACAUAUGACAUCACCCACUCCACGCUUGAAGCCAUGAGGGGUGUUACAAAUGAUCUCCUCUCUAUUCAGGGAAAUACAGGGCCUUCCUGGAUCAAUAAAACAGAGAGAGCUUUCUUCAGAGGUAGAGACAGCCGAGAGGAGAGGCUCCAGUUGGUACAGCUGUCCAAAAAAAAUCCUCAGCUACUAGAUGCAGGAAUUACAGGAUAUUUCUUUUUCCAAGAGAAAGAAAAGGAGCUUGGAAAAGCCAAGUUGAUGGGUUUCUUUGAUUUCUUUAAGUACAAGUAUCAAGUUAAUGUGGAUGGGACCGUGGCUGCUUACAGAUAUCCAUAUCUCAUGCUGGGUGACAGUCUGGUUUUAAAGCAGGACUCACCAUAUUAUGAACAUUUCUAUACGGCACUAGAGCCUUGGAAGCAUUAUGUUCCAAUUAAAAGAAAUCUUGGUGAUUUAUUAGAGAAAGUUAAAUGGGCUAAGGAAAAUGAUGAAGAAGCCAAGAAGAUUGCAAAAGAAGGACAACUGAUGGCUAGGGACCUACUACAGCCACACAGGCUUUACUGCUACUAUUACCAAGUACUGCAGAAAUAUGCUGAGCGCCAGUCCAGCAAACCCGAAGUACGUGAUGGAAUGGAACUUGUUCCUCAGCCAGAAGACAGCACAGCCAUCUGCCAGUGCCACAGGAAAAAGCCUUCAAGAGAAGAGCUUUGAGUCAGCCCAGAUUCACACUCUUGUAUAUCCCAGCUACAUCUUUAAGGAAAGAUCAAAUCUAAGCUGUGAAGGACAGUACAGAAGAUUUUACCAAGUGGACUGCUUCUCUCAGUGGCUUUAUAUGUGUAGAUGGAUGUAGCCAUACUGAUUGAGCAUGGCUUAUCUGAAAUGCUUGGGACCAGGAGAGUUUCAGAUUUCAGAUUUGGGGAUAUUUGCAUAUACAUAAUGAGAUAUCUUGGGGAUGAGACCCAAGUCUAAACACAAAAUUCAUUUAUGUUUCAUAUAUACCUUGUAAACAUAUCCUGAAGGUAAUCUUAUAUAAUACUUUUAAUAAUUUUAUGCAUGAAACAAAGUUUGUAUACAUUGAACUGUCAGAAAGCAAAGGUGUCACUAUCUUAGUGACCCAUAUGGUGUCAGCACUCAAAAAGUUUUGGAUUUUGCGGUAUUUCAGAUUUUGGAUUUUUGUAUGAGGGAUGUUCAACCUGUAUUUGAACAAGUAUUACCAAAUAUUUUUGGACAUUAAGAUCUUUUGAGUAAAAACUGCUAUUAUCAGCAUCAUAGUUUCUCUAAAAAGAAAACUUGGGGAUCAUAGCAGAUACAGAGGCUUGCUAAAAUAUAAAUCAGCCUCUGUAAAACUGUUUACAUAUUUAUUGGUUUACGUAUUUUAUUGGUUUAUUUCUAUCCCCUGUUCACUUUUUCUCUUCCACUUCCAAUUAUGAAGAGAAAAUAUUUGUUCAGGGUUUUUUUUCCUCCCUGUCACUGCAUAAUUUCUUCUCUUACAAGCUGCUUUUGGCUUUCAUUAAUAACAGCUUCUUUUAAAAGGUCUGAUAAGGAUAUUUAAGGAAGAAGAGGAUGACUCUGUUACUAAAGGUGGCAUGGAGACUGUGGAGGGAAUAUUUUUUAAAGCACUACUCAUAACUUUUAAACUACAUUUUUCCAAAGCCUGAGACAACAUUAAGGAGAAAUUGUGCCUUAAGCUAGUUAUUCCCAAUCUAUCUGAGUUGUAUACCCAUCAAAGACAAUACAGUUGUUAACAUAGAUGAAGGUAUGCUGGAGUCAUCAUUCAUUAUCUAUAUAUUGAAUAGGUCAAAGAUAACUGUAGGUGAAGCACUUUCAUUAUUUUUAAGCUGAAAAGGGGAUUCUUGAAAACCUCUACAACAAUCUUCAGGAAGCCUGGUAUCUUGGGAUUCAGCAAUAGGCCAACAACUAAGGCAAGCUUCCAUUUCUCACUUCACUACUUUUCUAUUUCACUGGGUGUCAUCGCUAAGACAAAGACUUUGGAAAUUUCCUCUGUCUUUUAGGACAGGGUCAGGAUUUACGACUCAUAGCCUGAUAGCUCAUUACAUAGUCCUUGUAACCAUCAGUCCAAGGUUCAGUUCAGUAAAGCGAUGCUGUAAAACGAGCUAUCUGCAGUCCCAAUUUAAAAAUAUGUACUCUGAAAAUCAAAACUAAAU